AUGUCGGACGAGAACGGUUCGCGAAGUCCGACUUCGCCCCUUACGACGACAAGCAAUACCAGUAGGAAGCAGACCAUAUCAUCACCAGGAACGACAGCUUCACCAGCGCCCUCGGGACACUCCUUUAAACGCGCCGUGACCGUAGACGAGACAGCUCAGAUGCGGCGGCGGCCACCUUUCAGCCACAUUCCAACAGAAAACUCAUUCGCCGAGAGAGACCUUGGAAGGAGGAGAAGUUCGACCUUGUCAGAUUACAGCUUUGGUGAUGCGAGAGACUUUCUGAAUCCCAGACCUGGUGAUGGUGCAUCAUCAACUUCGGCGGACGAAAUGUCCAACUGGGCCUCGAUUCCUUUGGCAUUUGCACUUUUACCGGCGGUCGGUGGUCUGCUCUUCAAGAAUGGCAGCGCCGUUGUGACGGACGUCAUGUUGCUUGGCUUGUCGGCCGUGUUCCUGCACUGGUCCGUGACACAUCCAUGGAAUUGGUAUCACUCGGCGCAAGCAGUGCGAGUAAGAGCGGAGAUCAGCACGAGCGCUGUGAUUGACGAUGAGAGCGAGACGGAGCAGGCGGUCGGAAGCCCUUCACCGGCAGCAUCCACGGCUAACGGCCAUACGACUAACGGAAGCGUCGACGAAGUGUAUGAAGUACCCACCACGCCUACAUCUUUUGUCCAGGAACGAGUACAUAAGGCGACGACGCCAAGAACCAAAAAGGAAGACGCAUUGGCUGAGCUAUGGAUACACGAGAUCUUGGCCUUGGUAUCAUGCUUCAUGUUCCCUAUGCUGGGCGCGUAUUUGCUACAUGCCAUCCGCGCACAGCUCAGCCGGCCCUCGGAGGGACUGGUCUCUAACUACAACUUGACGAUUUUCCUCUUGGCUGCGGAGGUACGACCGAUUUCGCACCUCAUGAAGCUCGUGCAGCGCAGGACCAUUCAGCUGCAGCGGGAUGUCCAUGUAAACCCGUACAAGGACGACGGUGCCACGUCAGAUCAGAUGCGCGUGCUCAUGGCACGGUUGGAAAUGCUGGAGUCACGGCCUGAGCCGACGCCGAUGAAGCACAACGGGAACUCGGACAGUUCGAAAAUCAAGUUAGAGGCCGCCAUUGCCCGCGAUGUUCGCAACGCCAUCCAACCCGAUCUGGAUGCGCUGAAUCGGGCUGUGCGGCGAUACGAGAAGAAGGCGACGGUACUUGCCUUCCAGACCGAAUCACGGUUCGCGGCAGUCGAUACCCGCUUGAACGAUGCCAUUGCGUUGGCGGCGGCGGCGGCAAAGAACAGUGUAGCCAGGCCGGGCUUCAUGCAGUGGCUCGUUGAGUCCGUGUGGGCCAUCAUUACGAUGCCCUUCUUUGCUGUGGUCGCUCUGCUGGUGCUCCCCUUCAAGACGGUUAGAGGGUUGCUUAAGCGGAAGAAGAAGUCCCUCCCUGAGAGGACGUCCAAGUCCGGUCGAAAUGGCAAGGCUAUGGGCCAUGGGAGGAUGGCGGCAGACAGACAGCCGAGCCGCGUCUCAAAGAGAUAA
Messenger RNA from Colletotrichum phormii, 1512 nucleotides. RefSeq lists its product as uncharacterized. Bases 1 to 1512 code for a protein of 503 amino acids. Lineage: Eukaryota; Fungi; Ascomycota; Sordariomycetes; Glomerellales; Glomerellaceae. The transcript is spliced from 2 exons. The record is from RefSeq and is a predicted model, not a curated record.